This is a messenger RNA of Entamoeba dispar SAW760, 1890 nucleotides long. RefSeq lists its product as uncharacterized. Gene Ontology annotation, cellular component: cullin-RING ubiquitin ligase complex. Gene Ontology annotation, biological process: ubiquitin-dependent protein catabolic process; protein ubiquitination. NCBI's taxonomy places the organism in Eukaryota, Evosea, Mastigamoebida, Endamoebidae. The record is from RefSeq and is a predicted model, not a curated record. Gene Ontology annotation, molecular function: ubiquitin protein ligase binding. Bases 1 to 1890 code for a protein of 629 amino acids. The transcript has 2 exons.
AUGAACUCUCGUUCUCUUAUAAGUCAAAUGUUAACUAACUCAAUUGAGUUGUUAUUAAAGCAACGCCAAUUAAACAAUCAACAAAAAAUGAAGAUUUUAAAUGAGAUAAGUGAUAUUUUGAAUGAUGAUCCGAUGAUUCGAGAGUAUUGUAUAACGAUAAUAAGAGAUCAAAUUAGUUGUUGGUUAAACAAUAAAUGGAAUAUGUGUAAUAACCAAAAUCAAAUGAUGUACAUUGGAGAAUUAUAUAGUUCAUUUGAAACUAUAAGAAAUCAGGUUCAAAGGAUAUUUUUUAUGUUAGAAGAUCAUAAAAAAAUUACAACAAUUUAUAGUUUUAAAGAAACAAUUGAAUCAGUAUGGAAAGACUUUUUUAAAACUAUUACUCUUCAAUGUGACUUAAAAAAUCAAUUAGAAAAUUGGAUGAAAGAUAUUAUUUUAAAAAGAAAUGAUGAUAUUAAAAGGUUUUGUUUAUUAGUAGAGUUUUUAAGUAAAACUAAUGAACGUAAUAUUUGUAAUGAAAUAAUGAAAGAAAGUGUUGAAAAUAUAUUAAGCUAUUUUAAAGAAUAUCAAAAAUCAGUUGAUGCAUCAAUUCCAAUAUCAAUACAAAUUUUUCAAUUUUAUACAGAAACAAUAAAUACUAUUAAAUUAAUACCAAAACAAUACUUUGAUUAUUUUUCAGUAUUUAUUUUAUAUAAGUUAGUAAUUAAACAACUUUCUCUUAUUGUUCAAGACCUUCAAGAUUUUUGGCAAAAUAAUGAUUUUAAUUCAUUAAAAAAAAGUAUUGGACUAUUAAAUAAUUCACCAUUAACUACUAAUGAAUUGUUUUUUGUUCAACAAGAAAAUAUAAAAUGGUGUAUGAAUUAUAUUAAAAAAAAAACAAGUAAUAAUAUAGAAAUAAAUUUAACGUAUUUGUUAGAUGUUUUUAAUGAUUGUUAUCAAUUAGUUAAAUUAGAAAAUACAAUACCGUUUAUUAAAAUAGCUUUGAGUCAAUUUGUUAUUGAAUGGGAGUUAUUUAAAAUAAAAGAAAAUGAAAUAAUAAAUGAUCUUAGUUAUCGUAUAAGUAAAAUAAUAGAUUCUGGAAAUUUAGAAGAAUUAAAAAAACUGUUUUUUAUUGUAGAACUUCUUCCAAAUAAAGAAGUUUUUGAAAAUAAAUAUAAAAUUUCUUCUAUUUUCGGUGAUAAAAUUAAAGAAUUUAUUGAUAUCCCUUUUAAAUUUAACACUUCUAUAUUUACUAUAUACCAACCAGAUCCAAUGGUCUUAACUCAAAUAACUCUUCCGUCUAUUAUGAAUAGUAUUUUAAAUAAGUGGAAUUCGAUUUACAUAAAUCUUCCUCAAAACAGUCAUAAAAAACUUAUUUUUAUUCCAAUUCUCUCAUACUGUGUUUUAAAAUAUCAAUUUAACACUGAAAUUAAUUAUUUACUUCAUUGUAACACUAUUCAAACAACAAUUCUUAUGUUAUUAAAUGAAAAAUCAUGUAUUACUGAAGAAGAGUUACUUCAACUUAGUCCUAAUAAAGACGUAAUGAUAAAAAUGAUUACUUUACUUGUUGGAAAUAAAGUAAUUAAAGAAGAACAUAAAACGUAUUUUUUAGAUCCUUCUUUUAUUUCAACUAAUAAAAUUACUAAUUUACUUCAACCCAACAACCAAACACAAAAACCAGAAAUUGAAAUUGACAAUGAACAACUUAAAAUCAACAAACUCAUUUGUUUAGUUAUGAAAAUAAUGAAAAGAGAAAAAAGUAAAUCAAUCAAUGAACUUACUUCAAUUUUAUUAUCAUCACCUCAAAAUACAUGUUUCGUUAAUAAAAGAAUAAUCAGAAAAGCUAUUGAAUUUUUGAUUAAUAAAGGUUUACUUGAAAGGGUUGAAAAAAAUGAACUUCAAUAUGUUUUUUGA